AGCGAUGGCGGAAAACCUGAGGAAACUGGUCUCCAACGAAUUUUUACACACGAUGUUCGAGAACCUGGAGCGCUGGCAGAGGGAUUACAACUCAAACUCAUGUGAUCAGAAUCUAAGUUAUUGCCUGGAAUUCAUUGAACAAGUUGCCAAGAUGCAGGGACAACUCUUUGGAAUCCUCACUACAACAGCUCAAGAAGGAGGACGUUAUGAUGGUGUGGAAGUAAUCAAAUCACGCCUUUUGCCUUGGCUGGAGGCCUCCUUUACUGCUGCUUCCCUGGGAAAACCUAUUGACAGCAAGGUCCCCUCUCUACAGGACACAUUUGAGAAGGAGAGACAGAAAGAGGUUGGUGGUCGGGAUCGGGAGAUGAAACAAUUAGAAGUGGAGCUGAGCUCAACUCAUAAUCAAAUCAACCAGAUUCAAGACGAUCUGGCUGACACUCCAAAGACUCUUGAAGCAACCAAGAACAGAUCGGCCAUAUCCCUUUUGGCUGCAGAGGAGGAAAUAAAUCAGCUAAAAAAGCAGCUUAAAUCUCUUCAAGCCCAGGACGAGUCCCGCCACAGAAGCUCAGCGCAUAGAGCCUCUGUGCGGAAGAGCACAGAGCGAGGUGCAGAGCGAGGUGCAGAGCGAGGUCCCGAACUGAGGUCCUCGGAGUUGAGGCGAUCGGAGCAUCGCAGCGCAGACAAGCGCAGCGGCUUGGACAAGCGCAUCACCGCCCUGGACAAGCGUGAGCGGUGUGACCCCGAAGUGAUAUCCGAUUAUGAGAAACAGGUCCGCUCGCUGAAGGACGAGAUCGCGGCUCUGACGGCCGAAAAAUCUGCCCUCCAAGGAAGGUCCACCCGGAGCCAGUCCCCCAGCCCGGCCGCCCGCAGCCGCAGCCCGGCCGCCCGCAGCCGCAGCCCCGGCGCUCUCAGCCGCAGCCGCAGCCGCAGCCGAAGCCGCAGCCGCAGUCACAGUCGCGGAGGCAGCCGCAGCGGCAGCCGCAGCCGCAGCCACAGCCGCAGCCGCAGCCGGUCGGGCAGCCCCUCCAACGCGAUGGUGAAGAUCCGGACGCCGUCCCCGAACCGCGCCAAACUGUCCAGUGCGGCGCGCAAGGCCGCGCUCCUGUCCCGGUUCAGCGACGCCUACUCCCAGGCGCGCCUGGACGCGCAGUGCCUGCUGCGGCAGUGCAUCGACAGCGCCGAGACGGUGCAGCGCAUCAUCUACAUCGCCACCGUGGAGGCAUUCCAUGUAGCUAAAAUGGCAUUCAGACAUUUCAAGAUCCGUGUAAGGAAAUCUUUGACACCGUCUUAUAUGGGGGCGAAUGACUUUGAGGAUGCCGUCAUGGAUUAUAUAAUUUGUCACCUUGAUCUAUACGAUUCCCAAAACAGUGUCAACGACGUGAUUCGAGCCAUGAAUGUCAAUCCCAAGAUUUCCUUCCCUCCGGAAGUUGAUUUUUGCCUCCUCAGUAACUUCAUCCAGGAGAUAUGUUGCAUUGCCUUUGCAAUGCAGACUUUAGAGCCACCCCUCGAUAUUGCAUUUGGGGCCGAUGGAGAAAUGUUUAAUGACUUCAAGUACCGUCGCAGCUAUGACUCGGAUUUCACGGCGCCCUUGGUCUUCUAUCACGUGUGGCCUGCCCUCAUGGAGAAUGACAUCGUCGUUAUGAAGGGGGAAGCUGUCACCAAGAGAGGGGCUUUUUGGAACUCUGUGCGACCCAUAACCCGAAGUCGAAGCAGGAGUUUAAGUCCCAUCUGCCCCCGUAGCCAUAUUGGGAUAAGCAUGCUAUCUCGAAGUCGGAGUCCUUCUCCAAUAAGAUGUGCAUUGCCAAGGUAUUAAACCACCAGACGUGUUCCUCUGCCACAGCACAUCACCUGCACCAGCACAUCUGCACCAGCCAGCCUCCCCGGCGCCCGCGCCAGCCUGCUGUGUCUGCCGCACACCUCACUUAAGAUAAUGUGAAAGGGCAAUUCUGUGUAUCACUCCACACAGAGAGUUAAAUGUUUUGGCUUGACGCAUUUGUAACUUCA
Eptesicus fuscus (big brown bat) is the source of this 2004-nucleotide messenger RNA. It is a transcript of the gene SPATA18, whose product is annotated as spermatogenesis associated 18. NCBI's taxonomy places the organism in Eukaryota, Metazoa, Chordata, Mammalia, Chiroptera, Vespertilionidae. Gene Ontology annotation, cellular component: mitochondrial outer membrane. Gene Ontology annotation, biological process: mitophagy by internal vacuole formation; mitochondrial protein catabolic process. The coding region runs from base 5 to 1813 and encodes 602 amino acids. The transcript is spliced from 13 exons. The record is from RefSeq and is a predicted model, not a curated record.